Molecule: messenger RNA, 1024 nt
Organism: Perca flavescens (yellow perch)
Lineage: Eukaryota; Metazoa; Chordata; Actinopteri; Perciformes; Percidae
Gene: hoxb5b
Product: homeobox B5b
Exons: 2
Coding region: 171-1019 (282 amino acids)
Biological process (GO): anterior/posterior pattern specification; regulation of transcription by RNA polymerase II
Cellular component (GO): nucleus
Molecular function (GO): RNA polymerase II cis-regulatory region sequence-specific DNA binding; DNA-binding transcription factor activity, RNA polymerase II-specific
Source: RefSeq, a predicted model, not a curated record
GUCAACAAAGGCACGUGAUUCCCGAACGCUCUCCCAUAUUUGGCCGCAUACCUGGCAAAGUACAGUAGGGCUUCAUUGCUUAUAAUUCAUGAUUGCAUCCAUAAAUCGUGCAAGCACACAGGAUUAUAGCGACAAAGAUCUACAAAUCGAGGCUUUAAAAAUCCAAGCAAAUGAGCUCUUACUUUGUAAACUCGUUCUCAGGGCGCUAUCCAAAUGGCUCCGACUAUCAGUUACUAAAUUAUGGGACUAACGGCGCUGUGAGCGGCUCCUUCAGAGACCCUGGCACCAUGCACUCCGGGUCUUUCGGCUACAACUACAAUGGCAUGGACCUAACCGUGAACCGCACCAACACCGGCAGCCACUUCGGGGCCGUGAGAGAGGAUGCCCGGGGAUUCGCGCCAGACGCCCGCUACAGACAGACACCCAACUGCUCGCUCUCAUCUCCAGAGCCGGUGCCGCCGUCGUGCGCCACGGCAAAUCGGGAGCCCCUGGAACUAAAAAGCCCCUCUCCUCCUUCUGACCGGAGCUCGACCUCGAGCGGCAACAAUCUCAACUCUAACAACAACGCUCAUUUCUCGGAGAUAGAGGACACCACCGUCGCAUCAGAGACCGAGGAAGGCGCACACAGCAGCGGCGGCUCCAGCUCGGCUCCUCGGGCGCAGCAGCAGCAGCAGCACCAAGACCCCAGCGCCACCUCCUCCACUCCCACAUCAAACGACUGCCAAUCGCCACAAAUAUUCCCCUGGAUGCGGAAACUGCACAUAAGCCAUGAUAUGACUGGACCUGAUGGGAAAAGGGCCCGAACCGCGUACACCCGGUACCAGACGCUAGAGCUGGAGAAAGAGUUUCACUUCAAUAGGUACCUAACCAGGCGGCGGAGGAUAGAGAUAGCCCACGCCCUGUGUCUUUCCGAAAGACAGAUCAAAAUCUGGUUUCAGAACCGCAGGAUGAAGUGGAAGAAGGACAAUAAACUGAAAAGCAUGAGUCUUGUAACAGGAGGCAGCGCCUUCCACAACUGAAUAAC